Lampris incognitus (smalleye Pacific opah) is the source of this 5679-nucleotide messenger RNA. Its product is annotated as protein TANC1-like. The coding region runs from base 1 to 5679 and encodes 1892 amino acids. The transcript has 29 exons. Gene Ontology annotation, molecular function: protein binding. The record is from RefSeq and is a predicted model, not a curated record. Lineage: Eukaryota; Metazoa; Chordata; Actinopteri; Lampriformes; Lampridae.
AUGUUCAGAGCAGUGUUUGGAAACAAAAGAGAAGAUGGAGGGAAACGCCGAGAUAAGAAAGGCAAACGAACUCCAGGUGACGAAGUCUACAGCCAUAAUACGUUGCAGGUGGGAAGUGGUGGCAAACAUCUCCAGGAUCGAGGCAGAGUCCGCGCCGGAAGCCCAGGAAAACGUCUGAGGUUGACCAAGGGUGUGUCCAUAUCUUUGCCCUCCUCCCCUCUGCUCCCCCGCCAGUCCUUCAUCGUACCCUCACACUCCAGUGUCAAGUCCCCAGGACUGAUAAAGAAGCUGGAGUACGUGGAUGGCUCUUCCUAUCCGAGAGAAGCUCUUGUCUUUGCCUCGUGUCGUAGCAAGGCAGACCAGAGAGACGUCCACGUGGACCCCCAGCUAGGGUCCUCCCUUUCUACCCAGGAACUGAUGACCAGACUAUGCUUCUUACUGGGAGAAGCAACCCCUGGCACAGCUAGCUCUCCUAUGGAGGACAAGAGGGAAAAAAAGUGUGAGACCCCCGCCCAGGGGGGGAGUCCCAGCUCCACUCUGACCUGCAGCACUGCAUCGCCCUCUUCAGAAAGCCCCUCUUCCACUCUGAGCACUUGUGCCGGUGGGCAGCCGGUGGGCCUUCCUCUGCCGGUAGUGCCCUGCUGUGGCUCCAACAUCAGCCCCUGUGGGACUCUGUCCAGCCCCACACCCAACCCGGCCCCUGGCCCUGGCCCCGGACAGUUCGCUGGUAACACAACCGGCUCGGUUCAAAGCCCAACUUCCACGCUGGAGAGCAAAGAUAGUGGAAUCAUAUCCACCAUCACGAGUUCUUCUGAGAAUGAGCGGCGUAGCUGCUCCAGUGUGGAUCUGGUCAAGGAUGACAGCCCUGGAGUUGGGGUUGCAGGCCACGUACACGAGGACUGCCCUCCUGGACCUUCCAGAGACAAUCCGACCGCCCCAAAAGAUGAGGCCUUACCUCGAACCGACAUCAAUCAACCCAGGACUCCGCCCCCACCGAAGAGACCCCUCCCACAACGCCACACACAUUGCACCUCCUCCCUUGUGAUGCCCCGUCCAAACUCUGUGGCUGCAACCAGCUCCACUAGACUGGAGGAUUUGAGUUAUUUGGACAACCAAAGGGUGGCCGGACAAAGAUGCCCCAUUCGCAAACAUAAUACAGCAGGGCGCACGAACGAUGACUCCAGAGCGAGACUGGCACCGUUCAAGCAGGCUGACAUCAUGCUUAAGCCGCUCUUGUUUGAGGUCCCCGGCGUCACCGCAGAGACGCCCUUUGUGGGCCGCGACUGGCUGUUCGCACGGCUGGAGGAGGUCCUGAAGAAGAAUAAAAGCUGCGAGGGCCGCGGCGCAGUCAUCGUGGGCAACGCGGGGUCUGGCAAGACGGCCAUCGUCUGGCGGCUGGUGACACUCAGCUGCCACGGGAGGCGCUCGCCACAGGGGGGCGCCGCCUCACGUAGCCCCCGCUCCUCCCCUAAAUGUGGAGAUAGGCAGAGUGCUCCUACUGGGGCUGCAGAUCCCACCGCAGACAGAAAGGAAGCUGUCAAAUGCCUGGCUGCCAAGGUCGUAGCCUACCAUUUCUGUCAGGCUGAUAACACCUACACCUGCCUAGUGCCCGAAUUUGUCCAUAGUGUCGCCGCCCUGCUGGCCAGAGCACCACAGCUCACCCCCUACAGAGAGCUGCUGGUGCAAGAACUUCAUCUACAGAACACACUCAGUCUGCGCUCCUGUGUCCAAGACCCCAUCUCGGCCUUCCGCAAGGGUAUCCUAGAGCCCCUCGGCAGACUACGCAAGGAGAGGAAGCUACCAGACGAAGACUACGUCAUUUUGGUCGACAGUCUCAAUGAAGCAGAGUUCCACAAACCCGACUAUGGAGACACCAUUGCCACCUUUAUCACCAAGAUCAUGUCCAAGUUUCCCUUCUGGCUCAAGAUGGUGGUCACAGUUAGGACGGGCCUGGUGGAAAUCACCACUCCUCUACCCUUUUCCGGCAUUUCUCUGGACAUCCUACCCGACAGCAGUGAUCUGGGAGCUGAUCUCAGUGACUACAUCCAGCACCGAGUUAGCAGCAGCCCCCAGGUCGCCGCUAAUGUCACUACACCAACAGGUUCUGCCCCCGACCCGCUGCUCCUCAGCAAGUUUAGCAGUCACCUGUGCACCCGCAGCCACGGCUCCAUUCUCUACCUACAGCUGAUCCUGGACCUGUUCCAUAAGGGUCAUCUGACAAUUAAAGGAGGGAACUACUUGGUGGUACCUGUCUCCCUGUCAGAGGUGUACCUGCUGAUGUGCCGCGUGAGCGUCCCAGAUGGAGAGGUCUUUGAACGGGUACUGCCAGUGCUAAACGUGGCGCUGGCAUCUCUGCACCCACUGACCGAUGAACAAAUGUUCAGGGCGCAGAAUGCGGGCAGCGUGAAAGGGGAGAUGGAAUGGGAGGAUUUUCAGCAGAGACUGGACAGCUUGUCCAGAUUCAUGGUGAGACGCAGGGACGGCACACGCAUGCUGUGUCACCCCUCCUUCAGAGAGUGGCUGGUGUGGAGGGCAGAUGGAGAGAGCAACGACUUCCUCUGCGAUCCCAGGAGUGGCCAUGCUCUCCUGGCCUUUAUGUUCUCGAGGCAGGAGGGGAAGCUGAACCGACAGCAGACCAUGGAGCUGGGACAUCACAUCCUCAAAGCCCACAUAUUCAAGGGUUUGAGUAAGAGGACAGGAGUAUCCUCCAGUGUUCUGCAAGCCUUGUGGGUGAACUGCAGCACAGACAGUUUGUCUGCUGCGCUGGCUUCUCUUAGAAACCUCUACACACCUAACAUCAAGGUGAGUCGUUUGCUGAUGCUAGGUGGUGCUAGUGUGACCUGGUGUACGGAGGUGCUAGGCCAUUCCCCCAUCCUGGGGGUUCAUGCUCACCUGGGACACUUGGAGAUGGUGGCUUUGUUAAUUGAAAUGGGAGCCCCUGUAGAUGGGGCCACUGACAGCGGCAUGACACCUCUCUGUCUGGCCGCUGCUGCCGGACAUGCUGACCUAGUCAGCCUGCUCUGCAAGAAAGGAGCCAAGAUGAGCCAUAUUGACAAGAAUGGUCAGUGUCCUCUGGUCCAUGCUGGGCUGAGGGGCCACACAGAAAUCAUCAACAUCUUGUUGGGCCAAGAAUGGGGACCUGAGAAUCCCACUGACCCUCAGCACCAAACCUGCACCCAGACUGAGGCCGGGAAGAGCCAGGUGGUACAGCAGACUCUCACAGCUGCCUGUAGUGUGGGAAACAUGCAGGUGGUGCAGAGUUUGCUGGAGCUGAAUGAUGAACAGCUGGCUGUGCAGAUGGACAUUCAUGACUCUCUCUGGGGAGAAACAGCGCUGAGCGCAGCAGCGGGGAGGGGGAGGUUUGAGUUGUGCGUAUUCCUCCUGGAGCGGGGCGCAGGCCCGGAGCUACCCAAUCGAAGGGGAAUGGUCCCACUACUCACCGCCGCUAAACACGGACAUGCACAGGUGGCAGAGUUGCUGCUGAAGCACGGUGCAAAUGUGAACGUGAGUGACAAGCAGGGUCGCACCGCGCUGAUGCUGGCUUCCACCGAGGGCCACCUGAGCACUGUCGAGCUGCUGCUGUCAAAGGGUGCCUCUGUAUCCUCCACGGAUCAAGAAGGACUGACUGCGCUUGGCUGGGCCUGUCUGAAAAGCCAGAAGAGUGUGGUGCAACUUUUGGUGGAGCGAGGGGCAGAUGUGGACCAAGCAGACAGACAAGGGCGGACUCCUCUCGAUCUGGCUGCUCUCAAUGGGGACGCAGAAACAGUGCAUUACUUGGUGGGUCAUGGGGCAGUGCUGGAGCAGGCUGAUAGCAGUGAUAGCAGAGCUUCAGACCAGACUUCAGGCUGUCAGAACCCUGCUCUUGUGGCCUCGCUGCUGAAGAAAGGAUCCAAGUGUCCAAAAGGCUACAGAACAGCACCACAUGAUCGAUCAGGUCACGCUACAUGGGCAAUGGCCUCCUCAAAACCAGAUAUUCUCCUGAUCCUGCUGCAGAAGCUGAUGGAGGAGGGCAACAUGCUCUACAAGAAGGGACGCAUGAAGGAGGCAGGCCAGCGAUACCAGUAUGCCCUGAGAAAGUUUCCCCGCGAAGGUCCGGGAGAGGAGCUGAAAGGACUGAAAGAACUGCGGGUCUCCCUCUAUCUCAACCUUUCCCGCUGUCGCAGGAAAACCAACGACUUUGGCAUAGCUGAGGAGUUUGCAACAAAGGCCUUGGACCUCAAGCCAAGGUCUUAUGAAGCAUAUUAUGCAAGAGCACGUGCCAAAAGGAGCAGCAGGAAGUUUGCUGCAGCACUGGCAGACCUCAACGAGGCGGUGCGCCUUUGCCCCUCCAACCGAGAGAUCAGGCGCCUCCUGGCUCGGGUGGAGGAGGAAUGUCACCAUCAUCAGAACAAGAUGCCCGGCAACAGCCCACCGCACGGGUACGACCAGGAACCCCACUCCCACCACCAUCAACCCACAGAGGGCGACGCAGACAUCUAUUCGCAGGGAAGCCCAGAAAGACAAAGUCCCAUUGAUCCAGUGGAUGUUGAGAGAGAUUACCAGGAGGGAGAGGGAGAGGGGCCGGCCCUACAAAGUGGAAAAAGCCCAGAAUACUGGCCUCUGAAUCCAUAUGCUCCCAACAGGACACUCCAUGGAAGUGUGGCCUUUGGUGGAGCAGAUCAAGCACCAUGUUUUCCUCAAGAGGAGUCCAUACAGAACCAGCAGUUCAUGGACAUUCCAGCACCUAUCCCUCUGACAAACAGACAGACCCAGAACCAGGGCAGCAGAGCUCAGCACCACUGCCAUUCGCUGCAGACCGGAGGUAGAGUUGGGGGUAGGCCCCUCUCUCUGUGCGGCCCCUCCAGCCCCCUACCAGGCAGACACAUCUCCACCUCCCUGAGGCCUACCCCAGUGCUGGGCAUUGACAUCGGCCCUGUACCAGUCACGACCAACGAACCCUCUGGGCACAGCCCCACAGAACACUACCACCUGAUCUCGCCCAAAAACUCUUCUCCCCCUGGCCCCACCCAACCCGUCCAAUCCUACCAGCCCCGCUCCUCCAGCUUCUCCAGGGGCUCUGAGAGACUCUCCACCCACUCCAUGGCUCUGGAUAGCUUUUCUUUGGCUCUGGGAUCUGGUAUGGAGGUCAGGAGGGAGGGUGGUGGGAGCUCUGUGGGCACAGCAGAUUCAAGGGGCUCCAGCUCAAGUCAGGCCUCCAGCGGGACCCUGUCGGACAGUGGCAGACAACAUGUGCCGGAUGCCCCACGCAUAACCAAGAGCAGUGGUAGUUUCAAGGGCAAGCCUGAGAUAAAACCCCGGCCCUUCAUGGGGGUGAUGGACAAGGCUGUGCGAGUACAGGGCCAGCAGUCCUCUGGGCUUGGCCGUCAGGGGCCAGGGCAGUCCCCGGGUGGAGGAGGACCAGAAAGUUUCAACAUGUCCGUCAUGGACUUUCAAAUCAUGAACAAUGAGUUCAAGAGGGCCUCAUACCAAGAGUCGUCCCCUGGAAGUCAGCCCAACAGCCAGCAGCAAGGCAGGGAGUUUGGAGAGAGACUCCACCAGCGAGAGGCCAGAGCCACUGUGUCCUCCCACCUCCGCUUUCCUGAUGGGAGGCACAGACAGGCCAGUCUCACUAGAGACAACCCAGUCCUUCACAUGGCUCCCAUCAAACCCAAGCGCUCCUUCAUAGAGUCCAAUGUCUGA